AUUGGUCAAGCUUGAAAAGAGUUUAAUAGUUAUUUUAUAUAGAUAAACUGAACGACUGUAUAAUUUACUACACAACAACAGCUUUAGACGAUUAUUUAAAAAGAGGAGAUGACGAGGAACUACUGGACUCUGAUCUAAGUUAUGAAUUCCACCGUGAGUCUCAUCAUAUUCAUUCUAUACCUAGACCACAGAUCAGCCAGGAGACAUUGGUAGAAUACUGUCUGCAGGCUCUUCUCUCCCACUCUACUGUAGAGGAACAAUGUACCCAGCUUCUAGCUGCUCUACCACUCUUCCAGAUGGUACUGCAGGCCCAUCCCGACAACCCCAGGAUCAAAUCAUUGAUUGGGAAGAUAUUGGCAAAUAUUAGUCUCUACCCUCAACAUCAUUCUAACUUAUUCAGGAACGGCUGGGUAGGUGUACUGGCGGCCUGGAAGCAGGAUCCUAACCUGCUUGUAUCUCUACCAGCAACUAAAGCUUUAUGUAACCUAGAUCAAGAAUUUGGGGUUCACAAGUAUGAGCCUGGUGUUUACCUGAUGCUGCCGACUGACCGCUAUGUCCAGCACAAGAACCAGCUCAGCAACUGGGGAGUUGACAUUGUCUUCGUACACGGUCUCCUGGGAGGAGUAUUCUAUACUUGGCGCCAGCAGGACAAGGAUAAUAUAAGAGAUUUCUCAGCGAAACAGAUAAGUGAGGAUGACUAUAGUUUCUGCUGGCCCCGAGAUUGGUUAAAAAGUGAGUCAGAUAACGUCAGGUUGUUUGGUUUAGACGAUAGAUCGGCAGAGAUCCUGAAACGUCUACGUGAAGCCGGUGUUGGAACCCGGCCGGUCAUAUUCGUCGGCCAUAGUAUGGGCGGACUCAUCAUCAAGAAAAUGUUGACGGCCGCCGAUACGGCCGGAGACGAAAAACUGACAGAGCUUGCAAACAAUACCAAAGGAGUAAUAUUCUACUCAACACCUCAUGAAGGAUCGCAGAUCGCUAAACUCAACUCUCUAGUUAAAUAUAUAUUCUUUCCAUCAGUAGAGGUCCAGGAACUAGAAUUUGGAAGUCCGGCUCUUUCUGAUCUUAAUAUGUUCUUCAAGCAGUUUGUGAAUAAGUUCAAGACAAAAGUGAUAAGUUUUGGAGAAACAAUUCCUACUCGACAUCUUGGGUUGGAUUUAAAUUUUGUGCCUGUAGAAUCCUCUAAUCCAGGUUGGUUGGUU
Molecule: messenger RNA, 1199 nt
Organism: Eurytemora carolleeae
Lineage: Eukaryota; Metazoa; Arthropoda; Copepoda; Calanoida; Temoridae
Product: protein SERAC1
Exons: 12
Source: RefSeq, a predicted model, not a curated record